AUGGGGAGUGUGAGGAAGAAGAAAAAUGAAGAUGAUAAAUCUGCUCCAGACAUGCAUAAUCAUUUCUUUUGUUAUACUUGUAUCUGCAAUAGAGGAAGACCGAAAGAGAAGAUGGUUUUUAUUGCUUACAUGGGAUUUCUACCUGAAGGCGAAUAUUCUGCUUCUUUGCAUCACUACGAAAUCUUGAAAAAUAUUACCAGCCACAGGUUCGCAAGCAAGGCACUGAUAAGGAGUUACCAAAAAAGCUUCAAUGGAUUUGCAGCUUAUCUCUCUGAAGAAGAAAAACAAAAGUUGGCUGGUUAUGAAGGGAUCGUCUCGGUAUUCCCAUGUCAAAAGUUGCACCUCCAGACAACGAGGUCGUGGGACUUCAUGGGAUUUCCAACAACAAUCAAACGAAGUCCUGUUGGUGAAAGCAACACGAUCAUUGGUGUCAUUGACAGUGGAAUAUGGCCAGAGUCGGAGAGCUUCAGUGAUGAAGGCUUCGGUCCAAUUCCAGAAAAGUGGAAAGGAGAGUGUCAGGGUGGGACAAAUUUCACUUGCAACAGGAAGAUAAUUGGAGCCCGUUCAUAUAUCGUGGGAGAUUCUGUUAGGGACACGAAAGGGCAUGGAACUCAUGCUUCUUCUAUAGCAGCCGGGAGCCAUGUUUAUGAAGCAAGCUAUUACGGUAUAGCAAAAGGAAUUGCCAGAGGGGGAGUCCCUUCCGCAAGGCUUGCUGUUUACAAAGUUUGUGGCGCAUUCUGUGAGGUUAGAGAUAUCUUAAAGGCUUUUGAUGACGCAAUAUCAGAUGGAGUGGACAUAAUAUCCAUUUCAGUUGGUCAAGAUCAUCAGGUUGACAUUACCUCAGAUCCGAUCGCAAUUGGUGCCUUCCAUGCGAUACAGAAAGGCAUACUAACAGUUCAAGCUGCCGGGAAUGCUGGUCGGUUGUUUUCCGUCACUGGAUUUGCUCCGUGGAUCUUUUCUGUUGCUGCAAGUAAUACAGAUAGAAGAAUUAUUAAUAAAGUUCUUCUAGGGGAUGGUUCGGUUCUAGAGGGUACCUCUGUAAAUGCUUUCCCAUCAAGUCAAGAAGAAGUGCCUCUGGUUUAUGGGAGACAAGUGACAAGCAUAUGCUCAGAAACUGAAGCAAGACAGUGUAGCGCCGGGUGCUUAGACGGUAGUCUCAUAAAGCAAAAGGUGGUUAUUUGUGAUAAAAAUAACAACGCCGAUUUAGUAAAAGAAGCAGGAGCCCUUGGCUGUAUUGUUCCAAACCACGGCCGAUACAAUUACUCAGAUGUCGGACCAUUGCCUGUUGCAGCUCUUGGUAUAAAUGACAUGAAUUUGGUCAAAACAUACCAAAACUCUACGAAGAAACCUCAAGUUCAAAUUUUCAAAAGCCAAGCUAUAUACAAUCCAGCUGCUCCUCUUAUUGCCUCAUUUUCUUCCCGAGGUCCUAGCAAAUUUAUACCCGAUAUUAUAAAGCCUGAUGUAACGGCCCCUGGUGUGGAAAUUCUGGCGGCCUAUUCACCAAUGGCUUCACCAUCGGAGUCCUUUAUCGACAAAAGCUCUGUCAACUACACCAUCCUAUCAGGCACAUCCAUGGCUUGCCCACAUGUUGCUGCUGCUGCUGCUUUUGUUAAGUCUUUUCAUCCAAAUUGGUCUCCAUCCGCAAUCAAAUCUGCACUCAUGACCACAGCAUGGGAAAUGGAUCCUAGCCAGAACUUAGAUGCUGAAUUUGCAUAUGGGUCUGGACAUAUUGAUCCGCAAAAGGCUAAAGAUCCAGGGCUUGUGUAUGACAUCUCUGAAGAAGACUAUCAAAUGAUAUGGUGCAACAUAUCUCACAGCGUAAAUGCUAGUUGUCAUGCCAAAUUUCCGCUUAGACAACUAAAUUACCCUUCAAUGGUGGCACGAGUUGAUGUGAAAUCUGCAUUUGUGCUGUCGUUUCCUAGAACGGUGACCAAUGUGGGUGAUGCUAAUUCCAAGUAUGUUGCCUCCAUACAAGGAGAUUCAAAGCUCAACAUCCGUGUAGAUCCAAACAUUCUACAAUUCACUUCAUUAAACCAAACAAUGUCUUUCGUGGUGACUGUUGAAGGAAAAGGCAUCAAGUCACCACUAACAAUAAAGAGUGGGUCUUUGUUAUGGACCAGUGAUAAGCACAAAGUCCGCAGUCCAGUUGUGGUGUAUACCGGGAAUGCUAGCACUAGCAGUGGAGGAGUCUCAACACCAUCAACAUUUUGUAAAACCUAUGUUAUUCUUUUUGUUUGCAUUAUUAUAGCCCAUUGUAUUUAGAUAGUCUAAGAACUAUAUAUUAUUCAUGUCAUCAAGCUUUUAUGUUAGAUAUUGUAUUUGUCUUUUCUCCUUUUUCAUCCUACAGAUCUAGAUAUAUAGCUGAUUUCUCGUUGAAACAAAAGUAAACUAUCUCAACCGCAUGGCUUCAUGAUCAUUAAUUAUUCAAUAAUAAAUCAAUUUAUCAACCCCAACGAGCUUUAGGUUUA
Messenger RNA from Lactuca sativa (garden lettuce), 2468 nucleotides. NCBI's taxonomy places the organism in Eukaryota, Viridiplantae, Streptophyta, Magnoliopsida, Asterales, Asteraceae. The record is from RefSeq and is a predicted model, not a curated record.